This is a messenger RNA of Lasiosphaeria miniovina, 1864 nucleotides long. Its product is annotated as P-loop containing nucleoside triphosphate hydrolase protein. The transcript is spliced from 4 exons. The coding region runs from base 202 to 1551 and encodes 449 amino acids. Gene Ontology annotation, molecular function: ATP hydrolysis activity; proteasome-activating activity; ATP binding. NCBI's taxonomy places the organism in Eukaryota, Fungi, Ascomycota, Sordariomycetes, Sordariales, Lasiosphaeriaceae. The record is from RefSeq and is a predicted model, not a curated record. Gene Ontology annotation, cellular component: proteasome regulatory particle, base subcomplex. Gene Ontology annotation, biological process: proteasome-mediated ubiquitin-dependent protein catabolic process.
CCCAGCUCCUGAGCUUCCUCCAACUGCAAUUUCUCAUCCACCGCUGUGAUCUGACAGCCUUCCGGCCCAGCACUCCAGCAAACCAGCCAGCGCAUAUACCUACGCGAACUGCACACCAGCCCACUGCUUUGCCACAUCUUCGCCCGCACACCCUUAAACGCGGUUUAAUUAAUUCGAUCCAGAGCACCGAGGCCGCGCAUCAUGUCGACCCUCGAGGACCUCGACGAUCUCGAUCGCCGCGACCGUGAGGACAAGAAGCAGGGAGAUGGCGACGCCGAGAUGAAGGAUGCGGAGCCGGAGGAAGAGGACGUCCUGGACGACGAGAUUCUGAGCCUCAGCACCCAAGACAUUCUGACCCGCCGGCGCCUCCUCGAGAACGACUCCAGAAUCAUGAAGAGCGAGUAUCAGCGGCUUUCCCACGAGAGGGCGACCAUGGCCGAAAAGAUCAAGGAGAAUAUGGAGAGGAUCGCCAACAAUCGCCACCUACCCUACCUUGUUGGAAACGUCGUCGAGCUUCUGGAUCUCGACCCCACCGCCGAGUCCUUGGAGGAGGGCGCCAACAUUGACUUGGAUGCCACACGCGUUGGGAAGUCAGCCGUAAUCAAGACAUCGACUCGACAAACCAUCUUCCUCCCACUCAUCGGCCUUGUCGACCCCGACAAGCUCAAGCCAGCGGACCUAAUUGGUGUCAACAAGGAUUCGUACCUCAUCCUGGAUACACUUCCAGCCGAGUAUGAUAGCCGAGUGAAGGCGAUGGAGGUUGACGAGAAGCCAACCGAGAAGUACAGCGAUGUUGGCGGGCUUGAUAAGCAGAUUGAGGAGCUUAUCGAGGCUAUUGUGUGGCCCAUGAAGGAGGCCGAUCGUUUCAAGAAGAUUGGCAUCAAGGCCCCCAAAGGCGCUUUGAUGUAUGGCCCCCCUGGAACAGGCAAGACGCUUCUCGCUAGAGCUUGCGCCGCUCAAACCGACGCCACUUUCCUCAAGCUUGCCGGCCCACAACUCGUCCAAAUGUUUAUUGGAGAUGGUGCGAAGCUCGUAAGAGACUGCUUCGCGUUGGCAAAAGAGAAGGCGCCAGCAAUCAUCUUCAUCGACGAGCUGGACGCCGUCGGCACAAAGCGGUUCGAUAGCGAAAAGAGUGGUGAUCGUGAGGUACAGAGAACAAUGUUGGAGCUGCUCAACCAGCUAGACGGGUUUGCGUCGGAUGACCGUAUCAAGGUGCUCGCCGCCACGAACCGGGUGGACGUCCUUGAUCCUGCCCUCCUGCGGUCCGGUCGUCUGGAUCGCAAGAUCGAAUUCCCGCUCCCUAAUGAGGAAGCCCGGGCACAGAUUCUGAAGAUCCACUCGCGGAAGAUGAAGGUCGACCCCGCAGUUAACUGGGGAGAGUUAGCCCGUAGUACGGAUGAGUUUGGCGGCGCCAUGCUCAAGGCUGUGUGUGUCGAGGCCGGCAUGAUUGCCUUGCGAAUGGGCAAGAACAAGAUCGGCCAUGAGCAUUACGUCGACGCCAUUUCCGAGGUACAAGCGAAGAAGAAGGAUACCGUCAACUUCUAUGCCUGAUUUGCAUCAAAUAUGGAGACAGCGAAAACCGGGUUUGGCAAUAAAGAAUGGCCCAUAUAGAGAUCAGUGUGCCGAUAGAUGGCGUCGGGGUUUAUGUAACAUUAACAGUAGUCAUUCCAGGCCGAUGAGCUCCAGCGCUGCUUGCCGGCCUCGCUUGUCUAUUCACAAAACAAAUUUCUGUGUCGAUACUCUGAGAUGGGUGUGUGAUGGGUCUCUCUCUGAGUUCGCCUGUACUGGUUGUGCGAGCCAGCCAUGAACUCUGAUCAAGCAUUGCGUAUUUAUACAUAUCUCGAGUCUUGCGCAAGGGUCCUUU